CUCUGGCUCAGUCGACACAUGCCAAAAGUGGAAAGUCUCCUCCAACGACUCUUCGAAGUCUUUUCCAGCACUGCUUAUGACCAGAUUAUUCCUAGCUGCUGCUAUAUCAACCUCACUUCUGUCGUAUUACCUUUCUUGCCACUUCACUCUAUCAUCUGGGGAUGACUGUGAGAGGACUCAUUGGUAUUUACUUCACUCCUAGGCUUUCCCACCUAUCUGGCCUUAUUUGAAAAGCCUCCUUGUUGGUAUAAGUUCUCCGCCCUUCUGUUUUCCGCUCCCUCCUCCAUCUUGUCUCAACAACUUCAAGAUCAACCUCAACCUUCCUCCAAUCCUUCUCUUCACCUUCCACGACUUACAUACCAUGCAGUACUCGGAGCUUUCGACAUGGUUCUUCCCAACUUUCGAGACAAACCAAGCUUUCAACUUCUUCUCAAGACUUUGAAAAGCUUGGAGGUCAAGCCGAGAUCUUGGGAUGACGAUUCGGCCAAGAGCUUGGUUGAUAGGCCAAUCUUAAGUGAAAGCACUGUCCAAGAGUUCCUUCUCGGGGUCUUCAAAACCGAUUUCUCGUGGUUUGAAGAUACUGAAGAUGAAGAUCUUGGUAUCGUCACUGCUCAAGAGCAGAUAGACGAGAUCGUCGACAUGGCUUCUCGACGACUGGCCGAGCGUUGUGGGCGCUCAGCAAGAGGUCAAGACACACGCACUUUUCGCCUUGAAGUUCCUCAGCACUGCGCUAACGACUUCGAGACACAACAGUCUACAGCCAAUAUCGAGUUGCAAAUUCGUGAGCCUCCUCUCACCGGUGAUAACUUAGGUCUGAAAACUUGGGGUAGUGCAUGGACAAUGGUACAGCUGCUUCCCCAAAUUGGCCUUCAACCAGCACUUCAAAGGCUAAUCGACCAGCCACGAUUUAGCAAGUCUAGAGUUGGCCUUGAAGGUCCUGAACUACAGGUGCUGGAACUUGGAGCCGGCACAGGCUUGGUCGGCAUGGCCGCCGCAGCCCUUUGGGGAGUCAACGUCGUCCUGACUGACUUGCCCGCGAUUCACGAGAAUCUGCGCUACAAUAUCGACAUAAACAUGCCUGCCAUCUCCCGUGUGAGUAACGGGCAUGCUUGUGCAGAGAUCCUUGACUGGAGUGAUCACGAAAAUGCCUUGCAUGGGUGGUCGUCCAAGGAGUUUGAGGUUAUCCUCGCCGUCGAUCCUCUAUACGAUGAUGAUCAUCCUCAAUUACUCGCCGAUACCAUCAAACAGUUCGCAAAACGUGGUAAAGUCACCGUCGUACUAACGGCGGUCCCUUUUCGAGACAAAACAACACAAUUGUUAUGCCUCGAGCUCGAAAGGCUCAUGGAAGGCAAUGGCUUCAAGAGCGACUACAAAGGAGAAAAUAUUUGCAGAGAUGAUUGGGAAUCGGCCAAUGCCAGAGAAGUCAUGGUAUCAUGGGCUCUUUGGUCGGGUCGCGAUGCAGAUCGAUGAUGUGGAUGAUUUGGUUGGGUGGAGUUCGGCUCGCGAGCACAUUCACGAGAAUACCCUCAACUUUACUCAUGUCGAGGCAAAUUAUUCACCUUUAACCCACGACGUGCUCACCACGAAAAUUUUUCAAUAUCCUAGCCUCGCUCAAAUUAUUCCCACCUUCUCCUGCAAAACUUCUUCCAACAACGACAA
Molecule: messenger RNA, 1659 nt
Organism: Mollisia scopiformis
Lineage: Eukaryota; Fungi; Ascomycota; Leotiomycetes; Helotiales; Mollisiaceae
Exons: 5
Coding region: 385-1470 (361 amino acids)
Source: RefSeq, a predicted model, not a curated record